CGCGAGAGGCUCGGUACUCCGUGUGUGCUCCGGCCACCGAGCCGCCGCUCCUGGCUUCGGCCCCGGCUCUGGCCGCAGACAUGGCGGGCGGGCACUGCGGUAGCUUCGCCGCGGCGGCUGCCAGCAGCGGGGAGAUCGUGCAGCUGAACGUAGGGGGGACCAGAUUCAGUACCUCAAGACAGACUCUCAUGUGGAUUCCAGAUUCUUUUUUUUCCAGCUUGCUGAGUGGAAGAAUUUCAACACUUCGAGAUGAAACUGGCGCUAUAUUUAUUGAUAGGGACCCAGCAGCAUUCGCCCCCAUUUUAAAUUUUCUUCGGACAAAAGAACUCGACUUAAGGGGAGUGAGCAUUAGUGCUCUCAGACACGAGGCCGAGUUUUACGGGAUCACUCCACUAGUACGAAGGCUGCUGUUGUGUGAAGAGCUGGAGAGGUCGUCAUGUGGCAGUGUCCUGUUCCAUGGUUACUUGCCUCCACCAGGCAUUCCCAGUCGUAAAAUAACUAACACAGCUAGGUCCUCUGUGGAUGCUAGGAAUGGACUAAAUUCUACAGAAGGCGAAACCCGGGGAAGCGGAACCCAGCCUGUGCUCUCUGGAAAUGGAGAUGAGACUGUUAGGCUGGGAUUUCCUGUGGAUCCAAGAAAGGUGCUAAUAGUUGCUGGCCACCACAACUGGAUUGUAGCUGCCUAUGCGCAUUUUGCUGUGUGUUACAGAAUCAAAGAGUCUUCAGGAUGGCAGCAAGUGUUUACAAGCCCAUAUCUGGACUGGACCAUUGAAAGAGUGGCUUUAAAUGCAAAAGUGGUUGGAGGUCCUCAUGGAGACAAAGACAAAAUGGUGGCUGUUGCCUCAGAGAGCAGCAUCAUCCUGUGGAGCGUCCAGGACGGAGGAAGCGGACGUGAAAUCGGUGUGUUCAGUCUUGGUGUUCCUGUAGAUGCCCUCUUCUUUAUUGGGAACCAGUUGGUGGCCACGAGUCACACAGGGAAAGUGGGAGUUUGGAAUGCUGUCACUCAGCAUUGGCAGGUGCAGGAUGUUGUUCCAAUAACCAGUUACGACACUGCGGGCUCCUUCCUUCUCCUGGGAUGCAACAAUGGAUCGAUAUAUUACAUAGACAUGCAGAAGUUCCCAUUACGGAUGAAAGAUAAUGACCUCCUUGUCACUGAACUCUAUCACGACCCCUCGAAUGAUGCCAUCACUGCACUGAGUGUUUACCUCACCCCCAAAACAAGUGUCAGCGGAAACUGGAUCGAGAUUGCCUACGGUACGAGCUCUGGAGCCGUGCGAGUGAUUGUGCAGCACCCAGAGACAGUCGGAUCAGGGCCGCAGCUCUUCCAGACCUUCACAGUCCACCGAAGCCCGGUUACAAAGAUCAUGCUGUCCGAGAAGCACCUGGUGUCAGUGUGUGCCGACAACAACCAUGUCCGCACUUGGACAGUGACACGGUUCAGAGGGAUGAUCUCCACUCAGCCAGGCUCCACCCCAUUAGCAUCAUUCAAGAUCCUGUCCUUGGAGGAGACAGAAAGCCAUGGCAGCUAUUCCUCUGGAAAUGACAUAGGGCCUUUUGGAGAACGAGAUGAUCAACAAGUGUUUAUCCAGAAAGUUGUUCCCAUCACUAACAAGCUGUUUGUUAGGCUGUCAUCAACUGGGAAAAGGAUAUGUGAGAUCCAGGCUGUUGACUACACUACUAUAUCGUCUUUCACUGUGAGGGAGUGUGAGGGUUCCAGCAGGAUGGGCUCGCGGCCAAGGCGCUACUUGUUCACAGGCCACACGAACGGUAGCAUCCAAAUGUGGGACCUGACCACGGCUAUGGAUACGGUCAGCAAGAGUGAGGACAAGGGCGCCGGCGGCCCCACCGAGGAAGAGCUGCUCAAGCUGUUAGACCAGUGUGACCUGAGCACGUCCCGAUGUGCUACCCCCAACAUCAGUCCCGCCACGUCUGUGCUUCAGCACAGCCGUCUUCGAGAGUCGAACUCCAGCCUCCAGCUCCAGCACCAUGACAUCAUCCAUGAGGCAGCCACUUACGGUGCCACGCGGCCUCACCGAGAGAGCCCUUUGUUAGCCAGAGCAAGGAGGACUGAGAGUUUCCACAGCUACAGGGACUUCCAGACUCUUAAUCUCAACAGAAGCCUAGAGAGAGCUGUCCCAGAAAAUGGUCACAUGGGUCCAGCACAGGCUGAAGUGAAAAGGGCAGCAGGCGAGUGCAACGUGUCUGAGAGGAAGUCCCCUGGGACAGAGCUGAGAUGUGUGAAAGAGUUAGAUGGUGGGUUAGCAGUGCAGAAAACAUCCGACGGGUUCUCGGAAUCCAAGAAAAGGUCGUCGGAGGAUGAGAACGAGCAUAAAGUGGAGUUGCGCAAGAAAGGAUUUGAAGCAGGAGGAUUCCUUGGAAGAAAGAAGGUUCCCCAUCUGGCAUCCUCACCAAGUACCUCUGAUGGAGGGACUGACUCUCCUGGUACAGCAUCCCCAUCUCCAACUAAGACUACUCCAUCACCUCGCCACAAAAAGAGUGAUUCCUCGGGCCAAGAGUACAGCUUGUGAACUCCACAGUGCAUGAUAAUUUUGAUACAUUUACAUGAAGAACCAAAUUCCCUAGGUUUCAGUACAUUGGCUUUUACACCAACACUUUAUAGCAUACCAUUUGACCUUGUAGUGUUUUCUGGGCCGACUCUCUUGAGGCAGGAGCAGAACACAUGCUCCUAAGGGGGCGCAGUGGUGUGUUCCUGGACUGGAAGUAGCCCUCCUCCUUUGGGCACAUGGAGCAGCAAUUCGUAAGCAGGAUUCGCUCCUUUGUUGCCCCCCCUGCUGGUUCUUUUUGUUCCAGUGCCCUUAGAGCAUGUGAGGCAUUGGGCCCUGUUCUUAGUCCAGUUGCCCAGGGCUUGUCUUGCAGUGGUACCUUAGCAUUAAUCACAGACUCUCCCUGGAAUGUGGCUCCCACCUUUGUGAUUGUGAAGUGUUUACCAGAUACCUGAUGAGGUGCUAUGUUGUGAAACAGUCUCAUGUAACUCAAAACACUAUUAUUGGACCCCAGGUUCCACUAUGCACUACAUCUUUAGGGUGGUUUUAUUUCUUUGUGGUCAUUUUCUGAUUCUUGUUGUUGGAGAUAAUGCAGCAUGCGUCACCCAUGUUUGAUACCUGAAGUCUCUCCAGUGGGAACAAUGUGCGUGUUUGACUAAGUAAAAUAGUAACAACAGAGGGGAUAGCUGGGUGUCCAGAGGUCAACCUUCCAUUUGCUGGCCCACCCUACUUUAGGAGCCACUGUACUUUUGCAGUGUCUCAUAGGACUGGAGUUCUAGAUUUGGACUUAAAUGCUUCUGUAUGUAAAACUGUUGUUCUAAUUUUAUUUUGAACUCUGAGGGCAAAAGAAAAGUUUCCAUACAUUUUCUUCAUUUAAUCUGGAUGGUUUACACAUUUCUGCACUAGAGAAAAUAAUAAAUUUAAACCCAUGAGCAUUUGCUAGGGAAUGAUGUGUAACUCCCACUCACAGAAGUACAAUGAAGUUGGAAAAAUUCUUUAAAAUUAGUUAUAUUGUCAGUGGUUUCACAAAAACUCCCCUGUAUUUAUUUGUCAAUUAAAUCGAAUGAGAAAGGUCA
Molecule: messenger RNA, 3580 nt
Organism: Phodopus roborovskii (desert hamster)
Lineage: Eukaryota; Metazoa; Chordata; Mammalia; Rodentia; Cricetidae
Gene: Kctd3
Product: potassium channel tetramerization domain containing 3
Exons: 17
Coding region: 81-2528 (815 amino acids)
Biological process (GO): protein homooligomerization
Molecular function (GO): protein binding
Source: RefSeq, a predicted model, not a curated record